AUGUGCUCUUGUAAGACGGAGACAACACAUACGGGUAUAGCGUCCUCUUAAUAAUACUACAAUUUUAACAAUUUUCCUAAUAGUUUUUUCCGAUUAUGUUAAAAAGUAAACGAAUAGUGAAUGCGCAUAUUAUGUCAUCGCUUAUCAAACAUUUAAUCAUCAUCUUAUGACGUACCCACUCAAACACUAUCCGUUAUUCGCCAUGAUAUAGUUAUUCGUUAAUCACACGUUCGAGCAUUUAGACAUAAGACCAUUCAAUUUUACAUGAAAUCAUAACAUUUAACUUUUAAGUUAUAAUAUAAUAUAGCUGCUAGGUUACCUACUUAUUAUUUCAUACUUAAAAUUAAUUCGUUUUGAACACCAAAGUAAAACAAAUGAUGCCAUCAGCUCCUCCUCAAAAUGUUCAAUGGGUUCAAUCGCCUGCACUUGCAGUACCAUUAGGCCCUAAUAGUGUUCAAACUAUAUGCACUUCAUGUGGCAGGGCAAUACAUACCAAUACUUCUAAAACACCAAAAUCUUCUGCUUGGUGGAGUGGUUUACUAUUGUGUAUCUGUGGAUGUUCUUUUGGAUGCUGUCUAAUUCCUUGUUGCAUGGACUCGUGCAAUAUUGUCAACCACACAUGCCCAAAUUGUAAUGCGUAUUUGGGACAGUACAGACCAUAAACUAUAUACGAUAUUCCUAAUGAUAAAUUAUAAUUAAGUAUAAAGGUACGUUUUCCCUGCAGCGUCAAACAGCAGAACAGCACGGAGGAGGCUGACAACGCUCAACGACUUUAUCUAAGUCCGACGCUAGUUGACGCUUGAUGCUGCAGGGAAACCGCACAGGUAAAAAGUAUUUCAACAAAAUAAUAAAUAUUAAUUUUAACUUUUUAAUAAAACAAAUACAAAUAGAAAGUAGUUAUACAUUUUUGAUUGGGUGGAGUUCGACGAAAUGUUUUAUUGCUGUCUCCUCCAAAACUACUGGACCAGUCUUCAUGAAACUUUCAAUAUAUAUUCAUUAUUCUAAAAUAUAAAGGGUGCAUAGAUUAAGUUUAACACUUAUAAAUGCUGGCAUUAAGUAAUUAUGAUUAAUUACUAACCUACAUAAUAAAUAUAAGCAAGUAUUACGCUUUGUGUCCACUGCUUAAAUAUAAGUACAUAAUAAUAAAAUAAUAUGCUUGUCCUAUUUGGGAUAAAUACGCACAAAACCACUUGAAAAACUACAAAUAUUCCAAAAUAAAAACCUAAACUAAAACAAUAACUAAUGUCCCGUAGUUUGGAAGUAACGCCUAGCCUAAACGAUAAACCAGC
Messenger RNA from Myzus persicae (green peach aphid), 1289 nucleotides. RefSeq names its product lipopolysaccharide-induced tumor necrosis factor-alpha factor homolog. The transcript has 3 exons. The record is from RefSeq and is a predicted model, not a curated record. Lineage: Eukaryota; Metazoa; Arthropoda; Insecta; Hemiptera; Aphididae. Gene Ontology annotation, molecular function: zinc ion binding. Bases 375 to 662 code for a protein of 95 amino acids.